UCAACCUACGUGUGCCAGCUCAAGCAUGAAACAAAAAUUAGACGAUCUGUGAGAUAACUGUUGAACAGGAUUUAGUUGAUGAGAGACAAGUUAAAUCACUUUGGUAAUCUCGGUCGGAAUCAAUGAGUGGUAAAAGAAAAACUAGUUGGACAAUUAGAACAAUUAUUAUAAUAUUUGUGUUAAUUAUAUUUCCAACAAUAUUCGUGUCAUGUUCAAUGUCGGAUGAUUCAUAUUCAUAUUCGUAUCUGUCAGCUAAGAGGAAACGAAUGAGUCACAAAGUACGCAAGAUGUUUUAUCAUGCAUAUGACAACUACAUGACAUAUGCAUUUCCUCAUGAUGAAUUAAAACCUAUGACCAAAAGUUUUACCGACUCUCUCAGUGAGCUUGGGAAUUUGAAGCUUGAAAAUUUACCCCAAGAAUACAAUGGAUCAGCACUUACACUAGUUGAAUCAUUGUCCAGUCUUGUAAUACUGGGUAACAACACAGAAUUCGAAAGGGCAGUGAUAUGGCUUUCUGAAAAUCUAACAUUUGAUGUUGAUGCAAGGAUAAAUCUGUUUGAGUGCAACAUAAGACUUCUUGGAGGACUUGUCUCUGCUCAUAUUCUUGCAACUGAUUCUAGAAACAGGUUCACUCAAGGAACUUACAACAACCAGCUCCUUGAUUUGGCUCAAGAUUUAGGGAAGCGUUUUUUACCGGCUUUUAACACACCCACUGGUUUGCCUUAUGCCUGGAUUAACUUGAAGUAUGGCGUUAUGGAGAACGAGACAACCGAAACAAGCACUUCAGGUUGUGGAUCACUGAUUCUUGAAAUGGGAGCGUUGUCACGAUUAACUGGUGAUCCGAGAUUUGAAUAUGCUGCUUUGCAUGCUCUUCAUAAGUUGUGGGGAAUGCGGAGUUCUUUGAACCUUUUAGGAACUACACUAGAUGUAGAAACUGGAGAAUGGAUUGAAUACUCUUCCGGUAUAGGUGCUGGCGUUGAUUCUUUUUAUGAAUACUUAAUUAAAGCUCACAUCCUCUUUGGAAAAGAAGAAUAUUGGAGGAUGUUUCAGUCGGCAUAUCUUGCUGUGCAGAAAUAUUUCAGAUAUGGUUCAUGGUAUCAUGAAGCAGAUAUGAGGACAGGAAGAGCAACUUACUGGCAACUUACAAGUCUACAAGCAUUUUGGCCUGGUGUACAGGUUCUUGUUGGGGAUAUUACAGCUGCUAACUUAACACAUCGUGAAUUUUUUCGUGUAUGGAAAAAAUUUGGAGUGCUUCCAGAGAGAUAUUUGUUGGAUCAUCAGAUUGUGCACCCUACAGAAAAAUAUUAUCCUUUACGUCCAGAGCUGGCGGAGUCAACAUAUUACUUGUAUCAAGCAACAAAAGACCCCUGGUAUAUGGAAGUCGGUGAAGCGAUUGUAAAUUCCCUUAAUUUACACACAAAAGUUGAAGGUGGGUUUGCAAGCGUUAGAGAUGUAACAACCAUGCAAUUAGAAGAUCACCAGCAUAGCUUCUUCCUGGCUGAAACGUGCAAGUAUCUAUAUCUUCUCUUCGAUGAUUCACCUUUAAUGGGUCGCAACUACAUAUUCACUACUGAAGGUCACCCUCUUCCUGUCAUUAGCGACUGGCAUGAAAAGCUUCCUGAUUCAUACAUCCCCCGAAACUGGACCUCGAUCAAGAUUGAAACACAAAAGAAACAUGCUAGUGCAAUGUCCAUGCAAGUCUGCCCAGCCAAUUUAGCAAGCCCUGGACAUGCUGGUCACAAAAUCGAGAGUGUUUGCCACGUCCCUGACACAUGGAGUGAUCAUAGAUGUCUGACCGAUGAUGACUGUGGAAUUGAUUCGACUAAUUGUAGAAGAAGAUCAUGCAGCAUGGCUGGCUACUGUGGUCUGUGGUUGUUCAUAUGAAGUUUAACGUCUUGAAAGUAUGUAAUUUUAUGUAAGUUUUUGAUAGGAUACACUAUACAGUAAGAAAGAUGGGAAGAUGUAAUUUCUAAGUACAAUAGAACAUUGAGGAGGAAUACCCAAAAACAUGAUGGGGAUUCUGUAAAGUUGAUUCAACUUGGAUAAGAAAACUUUGGUUAAAAUGACCAAUUGGAAAUGAAAUACUACCAAAAAUCCACAUACUUUUUGCUUAA
Molecule: messenger RNA, 2113 nt
Organism: Erigeron canadensis
Lineage: Eukaryota; Viridiplantae; Streptophyta; Magnoliopsida; Asterales; Asteraceae
Product: alpha-mannosidase I MNS5
Exons: 15
Coding region: 123-1883 (586 amino acids)
Biological process (GO): endoplasmic reticulum mannose trimming; carbohydrate metabolic process; mannose trimming involved in glycoprotein ERAD pathway
Cellular component (GO): membrane; endoplasmic reticulum
Molecular function (GO): calcium ion binding; mannosyl-oligosaccharide 1,2-alpha-mannosidase activity
Source: RefSeq, a predicted model, not a curated record